This is a messenger RNA of Schizosaccharomyces japonicus yFS275, 847 nucleotides long. RefSeq names its product ornithine carrier protein. NCBI's taxonomy places the organism in Eukaryota, Fungi, Ascomycota, Schizosaccharomycetes, Schizosaccharomycetales, Schizosaccharomycetaceae. The transcript has a single exon. The record is from RefSeq and is a predicted model, not a curated record. Gene Ontology annotation, cellular component: mitochondrial membrane; membrane. Bases 44 to 847 code for a protein of 267 amino acids.
CCGGUGUGCUAUCGGGCAUGACAAAGCUUUUUGCGGUCAUCCCAUGGACACUGUGAAGGUUCGUCUUCAAGUUAAUCCUGAGCGCUUCAACGGAUUGUUUCGUUGCAUCAAAGAAACAUGGGUUAAGGAGGGAAUCAAAGGUUAUUACAAGGGUGCCACUCCCCCAUUAGUUGGAUGGACAAUGAUGGAUGCGGUCAUGCUCGGCUCCCUGACGCAGUAUCGCCGGUUGUUGAGAAAGACGACGCCGAAUGGUGUCCUGCAUUUGAGAGAACAUGCUCUUGCGGGUCUUGGAGCCGGAUUUACAGUUUCUUUGGUUGCUGCUCCUGUAGAACUGCUUAAGGCGCGCUUGCAAGUCCAAUACUCCGCUGCCCAAAGAUUGUAUACAGGCCCUUUGGACUGUAUACGUAAAACAGUCGGUCAGCACGGUGUUACAGGGCUGUGGCAUGCGCUUCCUGCAACGUUGAUUCAACGAUCUUUCUUCUCUGUGUACUGGGGUACAUAUUAUUUGACAACUGUAGCUCUUCGCAAGCUCUCAAACAACAAGUUGAGUGACUCUAGUCUCUCAUUCUGGGGAGGUGGAGUGGCUUCCCAAGCAUACUGGAUUUGUUCGUUUCCCUUAGAUGUGGUAAAGCAACGUAUCAUGACUGACGUUAACUACAACUUCAAAUCCUGGUUCCAGGCGUUCCGCGACGUUUACCGCAAGCUAGGACUGCGUGGUUAUUACAAUGGUUUCGUUCCCUGUUUGUUGCGUGCCUUCCCAACAAACGCUUCUGCUGUCCUUGUUUUUGACACUACAAUGCGUGUAUUCGGCAAAAUUGCUGCCAGAAAGGCUGAAGAACAGCAGUAA